GUUAAAAGAGUUGAAGAGCUUAUCACAUGCUCUUGUUUGGGGCAAUGUUCACUUUCACUUCGCUGGGAACUCCAGCUGACUUUUGUUGUGAUGGCACCUGGGGCAGUGAGCCCACAAGGCUGAAGAACCAGGUCCGUGGAUUGAUGCACAGUUACUUUUGAUCCUGCCUAGCAAGUAAGCAAAGGGAAGAGGAAAAAAAGAAAGAAAGGAACAUUAAAUCCGUGGCAUGCUGGCUCAGCACCUUUCACCGUAAGCUUUGAACUGUGCACACAAUUUGUGCCCCUUAUCUACGCUUCGCGUUCGCAGCUAGCAAGUGCCUCCGUGUCAUUUCCCAGCCCGUCCUGCAACAAGCCGUUCUGGGAGCACCAUGAACGCAAAAACCAGCUCUGCAGGUGAGGAAGAAGCCUCAGGAAUGAGGAAUGAGACCCUGGGAGAGAGUGGCUUCUUGGGAGAGGCCAAAAGGCGGCAAGUGAUCCGUGUUGCCUACGUGAUUGCAGCCCUAGAGCUGACCUUUUUCUUCAUGCAGAUCGGAGUCAUGCCUUACUUGGCAAAGAGCCUAGGUUUGGAUUCAGUGGGGUUUGGCUAUCUCCAGACCACCUUUGGUGUCCUGCAGCUCGUGGGGGGUUACAUUUUUGGAAGGUUUGCAGAUAAAUUUGGUGCCCGAGCAGCCUUAAUUCUCUCCUGUGCAUCUGGAAGCAUCUUCUUCCUGCUUAUGUCCCUCUCCACCAACAUCCCCCUCCUCUUCCUCUCCAGGCUGCCAGGAGUGUUCAUGCAUGGGAUACCAGGUGCUCAGAAGGUUAUUACAGAUGUGACCACUCCUUCUGAACGUGCUGGUGCUUUGGGGAAGCUGGGAUUUUGCUUUGGAGUGGGCAUCAUUUCUGGCUCUGUCGUGGGAGGUGUUCUGUCCACCAAAUUCAAUGUUUAUGUUCCUGCAUAUGUUGGGCUGGUGGGAAGUCUCAUCAACACCCUGAUAGCAGUGGUUUGGAUCCCUUCUCAGACUAAACCAAAGUCAGACCAUCACGUGACAGAGCACAGCACAUCACAGUCUGGGAGCUUGUUUAGCAUCAGAGAAAUCCUGCGCCUGAUGAAGUUUCCGGGAGUAAUGGAAGUUUUCAUAGUCAAGGUCUUUGCUGGACUUCCCAUAGGUUUGUUCAUGAUUAUGUUUUCCAUCAUCUCUAUGGAUUUCUUUGGCUUGGAAGCAGCGGAGUCUGGAUAUCUGAUGUCAUAUUUUGGUGUCCUUCAAAUGGUUGUCCAGGGUUUGGUGGUUGGGAAACUCGCUAGUCGCUGCUCAGAGAUGACCCUGCUCAGACUCGGCGUCUUCAUCUUUGCCGGCGUGGGCCUAGGCAUGGCCCUGAUGAGGACGGUGUGGCACUACUGCAUCAUUGCGGUGCCGCUGGUGUUUGCCUUCAGCAUGCUGGCCACCAUCACUGACAGCAUCCUCACCAAGGCUGUGCCCUCCUCAGACACUGGAGAGUUCCUGUAUUUCUCUGUGCAAGACAGCAGUGGUAGACACUUAAAUCUUUAUACUUGGGGCUUUAGUUCUGUUGAUGAAGGAAAUAUGCCUACAUUAUUGUCAUGGGAGCCUGGCUGAGUUUGUGCAGGGAUGGAGCUGGCUUAACUUGGUUUGUGUCUUUCGCUCAAGCCCUUUCAGGGUUUGCUCCCAGAGCAGGUACCCAAGAGUGUCUCUCCUUUAGCUGAGGCUUUCUGGGCUGCCAGUCUGCGCCCUUCAUCUUCCCCAGCAGCUGUCUGAGCAGAUACCUCUGUGCAGACCCUACCAAGAAUGGGAGCUGUAGCUUGCACAGCCCAUUAGUGAAGUUUAUAAAGCACUUUUGAGAUGUUUCUGGGUGAAGAGCUUUUCUGAAAAUGAAAAGCUCUGUAGUUUAUUUGUAGAGCUGGCCCACUACAUCUCCUACAAAUGCUGGGAGCCUGUAAUUUUCAAGUGGAAUAUUUCCACCUGCAAGGACCAUUUAUCCCCAGUCUUCGUCUCCUUGGGAAGAGUCUCAGCCCCUCUGCUCAGCCAGGGAGAAAAUUGCUGCUUCAUGACUUGGAGCAACGUUCAUGUGAGGGAGAGCCAGCGGGGAAGGGCACCAAGCGGCUUUGGGACACACAACCAAGCUGGAAUUCAUCCAGGCUCUUCUCAAAGGGAUUUUGUGAGGAAAACCAGAGCAGUGCUUAACUUUUGGAGCCCGGAGGCAAGCUUUGGUCAGGGAGGAAAAUGGGUUUAGUUGCCUCACCCUGCUCCCUGCUUGCAGAUGUUGUUAGGCCAGCCUGUGCCUCGGCGGGAUGGAUGGUCUCCCCUUGGCAGGGCGGGAUUGCCGGGCAGGAUGGAGGCAGUCUGCAGAGCAUCAGUGAAGAUGCUCAGGAGCAGGUUGCAGGUCAUCAGGGGAUGCCAUGGGCUAUUGAGGGCUUUCUCCUGCCUGUCCAUCCCAGGCUGGUGUCAUGCCAAGUGCUACUACAAAUGCAGAGUUACAGCUAGCUCAAAACUGGGCGUACCACAGGGGGACGCUCUGGCACGGAGCAUUGUGGCACUGAGGGGAAACCUUGAAUCUGCCACUC
Messenger RNA from Motacilla alba alba, 2556 nucleotides. RefSeq names its product solute carrier family 22 member 18 (gene SLC67A1). Gene Ontology annotation, biological process: transmembrane transport. NCBI's taxonomy places the organism in Eukaryota, Metazoa, Chordata, Aves, Passeriformes, Motacillidae. The record is from RefSeq and is a predicted model, not a curated record. Gene Ontology annotation, molecular function: transmembrane transporter activity. The transcript has 10 exons. Bases 368 to 1591 code for a protein of 407 amino acids.